AUAAACAGCACAAUCACACCUAACAUGACCUUCACUAAAACAUCGCAGAAGUUCGGCCAGUGGGCGGACAGCAGAGCAAAUACUGUCUUUGGUUUGGGCUUUCCCUCCGAGCAGCAGCUGACGAAGUUUGCAGAGAAAUUCCAAGAAGUAAAAGAAGCUGCCAAACUAGCAAGAGACAGAUCUCAAGAGAAAAUUGAGACCUCAAGCAAUCAUUCCCAGGAAUCUGGACGUGAAACACCAUCUUCCACUCGAGCAUCUAGUGUGAAUGGGACAGACGACGAGAAAGCAUCACAUGGUGGUCCUGCUGAGGCACAUCUCAAGUCUGAGAAUGAUAAAUUAAAAAUUGCUCUAGCCCAAAGUUCAUCCAACGUGAAGAAGUGGGAGACGGAGCUACAGACGCUGCGAGAGAGCAACGCCAGGCUGACCACGGCGCUGCAGGAGUCCGCGGCCAGCAUCGAGCACUGGAAGAAGCAGUUCUCAGCAUGCAAAGAGGAAAACGACCAGCUCAGGAGCAAGAUUGAAGAACUGGAGGAACAGUGCAAUGAAAUAAAUAAAGAGAAGGAAAGAAAUGCGCAGCUGAGUAGACGUCUCCAGGAACUGGAAACAGAACUUCAGGACAAAGAGCUGGAACUAGAAGAGCUCCGAAAGCAGGGUGAAAUUAUACCACAGCUAAUGUCAGAAUGUGAAUCUGUAUCUCAACAAUUACAGGCUGCUGAGAAAAAGAACAAAGAUCUUGAAGAGAAAGUCAGAACACUAAGGACAGAAGUUGAAGAGAGCAAACAUAGGCAGACCAACCUUAAAACUGAAUUAAAGAAUUUUUUAGAUGUACUAGACGGGAAGAUAGAUGAAUUACACGAUUUCCGACAAGGACUGUCUAAACUUGGGGUUGACAACUAGAUGGCAAUAGAUUUUUUUGUAAUCUAGGAUCCAGAUGUUUGAUGUUUUGUUGAUCCCAAACGUGUUUUACAAAAUAUAACUAGAAUGUUCCACUUGUUUGCAUUGGUUUUGUACAUACAGGCUGAAAAUUUGCUGUGGGUUUUUGGGGGGUUUUGUUUGUUUUGUUUGUUUAUUUUCCAAACCAAUCGUGCUGCUCACUGAAUUCUGUUGAGAUUAGAAACUUUCUAUUUUGCUGCUCUGGCUUCGUGGGGUUGGGAACAGGUAGAGGGUUCUGUCUCAGGAAUCUGGAACUAGAUCUACCUUAAAAUGAAUAUGCAGUUAGUUGUUGCAGGGAAAUUUAUAUCUUUCUUAAGGGCUGUUGCAACCAUAGAAACAGAAAACAAGUCUUUUUCUUGUCCGGACUAUCAGCACUCCUAGCAACAUCCACAUUUAUUCCUUGGUGGAGCAGAGA
This is a messenger RNA of Pelecanus crispus (Dalmatian pelican), 1348 nucleotides long. The record is from RefSeq and is a predicted model, not a curated record. NCBI's taxonomy places the organism in Eukaryota, Metazoa, Chordata, Aves, Pelecaniformes, Pelecanidae.